Messenger RNA from Arabis nemorensis, 1305 nucleotides. Lineage: Eukaryota; Viridiplantae; Streptophyta; Magnoliopsida; Brassicales; Brassicaceae. The record is from the annotation of a GenBank genome assembly.
AUGUUUCAAUUCUGCAAACGUUUAGCUUCAAAGGGUCUUAAGCUCACUCUUGUCCUCGUCACCGCCAAACCAACUCCUCCAUACAAAACAGAGCACGACUCAAUCACUGUCUUCCCCAUCUCCAAUGGAUUCCAAGAAGGCGAGGAUCCAUUACAAGACCUCGAUGAUUACAUGGACAGAGUAGAAACCAGCAUCAAGAACCGCUUACCGGAGUUGAUACAAGACAUGAAACUCUCGGGAAAUCACCCUAGGGCACUCGUGUACGACUCAACCAUGCCAUGGCUUCUUGAUUUAGCUCAUGGUCAUGGUUUGAAAGGUGCCGUGUUUUUCACGCAACCUUGGCUUGUCACAGCUAUUUACUACCAUGUUAUCAAGGGCUCCUUCUCCAUACCGUCUACGAAGUAUGGCCACUCGACGUUAGCAUCGUUCCCUUCGUUUCCUAUGCUGAAUUCGAAUGAUUUGCCGUCUUUCCUCUGCGAAUCGUCCUCUUACCCGAAUAUCCUAAGGAUUGUGAUCGAUCAGCUUUCAAACAUUGAUCGAGUAGACAUUGUGUUGUGCAACACCUUCGAUGUAUUAGAGGAAAAGUUGUUGAAAUGGGUCCAAAGCUUGUGGCCAGUCUUGAACAUAGGACCAACUGUUCCAUCGAUGUAUUUAGACAAGCGACUCACCGAAGACAAAAACUACGGUUUCAGCCUCUUUGAUGCCAAAGUCGCUGAAUGCAUCGAGUGGCUAAACUCAAAGCAACCUAAUUCAGUUGUCUAUAUAUCAUUCGGAAGUUUAGUGAUUCAUAAGGAAGAUCAAAUGAUGGAACUCGCAGAAGCUCUAAAAGAGACCGGAUGUAACUUCUUGUGGGUCGUGAGAGAGACAGAGAAAGACAAAAUUCCAAGAAACUACGUAGAAGAAAUUGGCGAGAAAGGACUGAUUGUGAGCUGGAGUCCUCAGCUUGAAGUUCUUGCACAUAAAUCGGUUGGUUGUUUCUUGACGCAUUGUGGAUGGAAUUCGACGUUAGAAGGAUUGAGUUUGGGAGUUCCAAUGAUUGGUAUGCCUCAUUGGACGGAUCAGCCAACGAAUGCUAAGUUCGUGGAGGAUGUAUGGAAGGUUGGGGUUAGGGUUAGGACAGAAGGUGAUGAUGGGAUUGUGAGAAGAGAGGAGAUUGUGAGAUGUGUGAAAGAAGUUAUGGAAGGAGUGAAAGGGAAAGAGAUUAGAAAAAAUGCUGAGAAAUGGAAAGUGUUUGCUCGAGAAGCUAUUUCUGAAGGAGGUAGUUCUGAUAAGAGCAUCGAUGAGUUUGUUUCUAUGUUUUCUUGA